Angiostrongylus costaricensis is the source of this 420-nucleotide messenger RNA. NCBI's taxonomy places the organism in Eukaryota, Metazoa, Nematoda, Chromadorea, Rhabditida, Metastrongylidae. The record is from the annotation of a GenBank genome assembly.
AGGAUGAAGUCGACGGGGAUGAACACAUUCUUUCUAGAUGCCAUAACUGAUGCUUUUUUCAACGAUGUGCUCGAUACACAAGAAAAUUUUAAUAAUGUUGCAGCAGUGAUACUGUUUCUUACGUGGAUGAGCAAGGUAUUUGAACCAUUGUCGGCAACGCUGUCACGCUCCACCAAGGACAUCGGUGGCUUCGCUGUCAUGUUCGCCGUGCUCUUCUUCGCUUACGCGCAGUUCGGCUACCUCAUGUUUGGAACACAGGUGAUGGAUUCCGGAAUUUCCAUUAAGAACAUGCUCCUCCCCAUCAUCAACGACUCGUAUGUAGAAGUGAAAGCGGAGCUCGCACGUCAGCAAGAAGUGCAAAGAAUUUUUGACUGGCUAAGAAGGGUUGUCAUUGAGAAACCUUCAUUUAAUUAUUUCUAG